Messenger RNA from Heterobasidion irregulare TC 32-1, 3239 nucleotides. RefSeq lists its product as uncharacterized. Bases 102 to 3176 code for a protein of 1024 amino acids. The transcript is spliced from 18 exons. The record is from RefSeq and is a predicted model, not a curated record. Gene Ontology annotation, biological process: protein import into nucleus. Gene Ontology annotation, cellular component: nuclear membrane; cytoplasm. NCBI's taxonomy places the organism in Eukaryota, Fungi, Basidiomycota, Agaricomycetes, Russulales, Bondarzewiaceae.
CUUGUACCAUCCAGUGUGCCCAUCUGCCCAUAUACACUGUUCUGUUACUUUGACAUCCAAAUAGCGGCGCGGCUUCCGCGUCUAGAUCCUGAUUUCGGGCCAUGUCGUUUCUUCCGAUCCUCACACCAGCAGACAUAUACCAAGCGGCACAGCUUAUCCAACAAUCAUACGCACCGGGUGCACAUGCGCGCACGCCUGAAGACCAACGCCGCUUGCAGCAGGAAUUGUUCAAUUUGCAGAAAAAAUGGGAAGCCUGGGGUCUCAUCGUGCCAUUUAUUGAGCAUGACGACCACAAUGUACAGUUCUUUGGUGCACACACGGCGCAGGUGAAGAUAACGCGAGACUGGGAAAGUUUUCCUAAAGAACACGCUGUCGAUCUGAAAGAUCUUAUUCUCGACAUCACCGGAGCCUCUAUUCUAGCGGGUCGCAGCAAUGUCACUCUCCGAAAACUCUUCGUCUCCCUCUGUUCUCUUGCAAUGAAACUCGCUCGUGGUGAAUCUAGUCUUUGGCCUGAUUGGAUUCUCUCAACCGUAACAAAUUUUUCGAGUCGUGGUGCUCCGACGGAGAUCAUCAUGGAUUUCCUAACGAUUGUUGCAGAGGAAGUCAUGGCUGUCGAUCCGUUGUCACCAAACAAGCGGUAUAUGCAACAGACCCUGAAACAAGCAAUCCCUCUUGUUGUGCAAGCAAUCGAUGCUGCUCUCGCUUCCCUGGAUGCUUCCACGACAAAACGUUUUGAAUCAGCCAUGAAGUGCUUCGAGGCGUGGAUCACCGAUCUCCCUGCCAACGACUUGACGACACUCAUUCCACCCCUCUUUGGCGCGUUGAACCCCGCAUCCCCAUCACAUUUUAUUCCUGCCACAACAGUCUUCCUCACGAUACUUUCCUCGUCUUCGUUCGCCUCCAGAGCACCGCCGCGCACGCUUACGGAGCCCUUGCUCCUUUGGCUAGCCCAAUGGGGUACUCCAAUUAUUGGGGAGGUGAUAAAAGAAGGCGCUGUGGACGAGGUCGGUAACACGCUAUGCAAGUUGCUUGCCGGCAUUGGCGACCAUGCGACAGACUAUUUGGCCGAGAAUAUCGCCUCUAACGACAAAAUUGAACCGGCGUUCGUACCGGUCUCCGUCUCCAUCAGCCCUAGUGAAAUGCCUACACGAGGACAGCUCGUGCAGAUAUUCCUGCGACUCCUGCUUUCGUUCACAGCACUGCCGGGAUACUACGGUGUCGACGAGGAUGAGAGCGAGAUGACGCUUGGAUUCUGGUAUCUAUUUCAGGAGGCCUUGUGGAAUGUCGAUGCUCCUGCAAGUGAAGAUGGUAACGGAGUGGAUGAGACCAGAGAGAAGGAUAUGUGGGCCGUUGCGCGAGCGGUAUAUGCAGAGCUAGUAUCAGCUCUUCGGCGGAAAGUAAAGUGGCCGGGUCCCAGGAACAGAUGGGCCAAAGAUCAGGUCGACAAGUUCAAGGUAUACCGACGGGACGUCGGGGAUACCUUGAUCAACGCAUAUUAUAUCCUCCGUGAUGACAUGCUUGCGUAUUAUAUUGGUGACCUUGUGGAUCGCUUUGCGAAGGGCGAAGAACAGAAUGAGUGGGAGGAAAUUGAAGCAACGCUGCAUUGCAUUAUGUCAAUCCAGGAACCUGUCCCGGAAGAGUCCAGCGAGCAGCUAUCGCGCCUCUUCAGCACGGAGAUAAUUGGGCGACUGCCAACAACUGGCCAACACCGCGUGCGACAAACAGCCCUCAGCCUGAUAGGCUCAUACUCGUCAUGGUUUACGUCCCUGUCAUCAUCUUCAAACGUUCUCAUGGGGGCCAUUGCUUACGUCGCGGCAGCCCUCCACGAACCUUCUUUGUGCCUGUCUGCUGCAAACUCGCUACGAGAUCUCUGUGAUGCCAAUCGCGUCGCGUUGGCUCCCCAUAUUGCAGCAUUUGGGGAGUUGCACACUGGACUUGUCGAUAUGCCGGAUACCGAGAAUGCAAUGAUCCUGCAGUCGAUCGCGAGCGUGAUUCAAGCCUUACCAGCUGCGGAAGAGAUUUCCCCCGUUGAGGCUAUUGUGACACCCGUUGUGGGCAAGCUGGUACAGGCGCUCCAUAGUGCAUCUCAGCUCCCGGAAGAGGCUCGCGUGAUAACGAUCCAACAACUGCAAACACUCACCAGUGUGGCCAAAGGCCUGACGCGUAAUGGUAGUCCAAUAUUAGCAGACGAUGCAAACCCAGAGGUGGAGGAGCAGAUGCAGCAUGCCAGAGACGACCCGCGAGCAUUGAGACUACGUGAUGAUAUGAUGAAUGCUAUUCGUGCUGCAGUUGAAUUGUGGUCCUCUGACGCCGGUGUGAGCGAUGCACUAAGCAACUUCUUCAAGUCCGUCACCGCGCUCCCCGCUGAUGAAACUCUCAUAUCCCUCUCGCCUGCCCCCGUUUUGGAAGUUGUGUGUCGUGCCGCACAGCGUCAAUUCACGGCCGUGUGGCUUAGCCUUGCCCGUAUGCUCAUCAGCCAAAUUAACCGACCACCGCUGCGUCCGUCACCACUACGUGUCGUGCCAAGCCCCGAAGCCCUUGCGAUUGUUAGAGAUGUAGUCAACGUCAUGUUACAGGCCGGACUGACUUUCCUCAGCGUACCGGGUGCCAUGGAGGCGAAUCCUGAUAUCGUGCAAGAGUUCUUUGACUUUAUGGAGAAGUGUGCGCAACAUUUUGUUUCGGUCCUCUACCAAUUACCACCGGGAUCGUUCGAUGCCCUCAUUACGUGUGCCGUCACCGCGCUCUCCCUGCAAGAACGAUAUUCCCUUGUCUCCGCUUCUAAAUUUCUCAGCACAUUAAUCACUCGCACCCACGCCAAUGAUGAUUUGAUGGAUGCCAAAGCCACGAUUGCACAUCAUGGCUUUGGAAUCAUGCGUGGUGUGCUCAUUGGUUUUGCAGGCAUUGCACCACGAUCAGCUGCGCCGAAUCUCAUCGACGUGCUGUCCACUCUUAUCAUGAAAUAUCCUGCGGAGAGCAAGGAUUGGAUGACUCAAGUACUAUUUGCAGACGAUUUCAUCCAGUCCAAGGCAGGCCUAGAGGCAAAGGAUAAAUUUGUCCGGGCUGUGUUCGGUAGCGCGCGCUCAUUCAAGAGGACCCGCGAUGCCGCACAGCAGUUCACGCUCGUGGCAAGAGGUCUAGAUGAAUCUAGCUUCGGGUAUGCAUCCUCAAUGAUGUAGCUAGUCUCUGACAACCUUUCGGACAUCUGUAUCACAUAAUUGGAAACCAUGUAUCGCUACGUC